Morus notabilis is the source of this 976-nucleotide messenger RNA. RefSeq names its product peptide methionine sulfoxide reductase B5. The record is from RefSeq and is a predicted model, not a curated record. The transcript is spliced from 3 exons. Gene Ontology annotation, molecular function: peptide-methionine (R)-S-oxide reductase activity. The coding region runs from base 71 to 736 and encodes 221 amino acids. Gene Ontology annotation, biological process: protein repair; response to oxidative stress. NCBI's taxonomy places the organism in Eukaryota, Viridiplantae, Streptophyta, Magnoliopsida, Rosales, Moraceae.
CAACACAUCUGUUGAUUCUUCCACCCGACCAAAAUUCGAAGCCGUGAAGCGCAUAUUCUCUUUCCUUGAAAUGGGCAUGCAUAUCCAUAUCCUUAGAGCCUCACCAAUUUCUUCUCCCUCCAAAACCAUUAUCGUCGACCCCAUUACCAAACCCUUACCCACUCUCUCUAAGCUUCUCUUUCCUCCAAAUUCUGUUCCCACCACUUUCUUCAGGACCCAUUUCAGACCAAAACCGUUCACCGGCUCCAUUCCCACAGUUGGGUUCGGUGGGUUUUUUCACCAGAGUAAGCGCGCGUUUCGAGGCGGGACUGUCGUAGCCAUGGCCGCACCUGGGUUGGUCCAGAAGUCCGAGGACGAGUGGCGGGCCAUCCUCUCGCCUGAGCAGUUUCAUAUUCUGAGGGAAAAGGGAACUGAAUACCCCAGCACAGGUAAAUAUGACAAGUUCUAUGAGGACGGAGUCUACAACUGUGCAGGAUGUGGUACUCCUCUUUACAAGUCUACAACCAAAUUCAAUUCUGGCUGUGGCUGGCCAGCUUUCUUUGAGGGUCUUCCUGGCGCCAUAAAUCGCACCCCGGACCCGGAUGGAAGGAGGACGGAGAUAACUUGUGCAGCCUGUGGUGGUCAUCUGGGCCAUGUAUUUAAAGGGGAAGGUUUUCCAACUCCCACCAAUGAACGCCAUUGUGUCAAUAGCAUUUCUCUCACUUUUGCUCCGGCGAAUUCAAACGCUUCCUCUUGAGGCCUUUAUGUAACAUUAAAUUUGUUCAAGAUUUCAGAUUGUCUCAGAUUUGAUGGCCAUGUGAUGUUGUCCAAAUAAACUGAUGCUGCAACUUCUGGAAUAAAUGCUACCAUAGCUUUUCUGUAAAUGUUCUGCUUUUGUUUGCCGCAACUUCUGUAUUUUUUUUUAAUUUUAUUUUUUGAACUUGGGUUUUGAAUUCUACAGCUUGUGGUUGAGCCACUAUAUAGUAAUUUGAUGUAA